GGGGGGACAGGACGUACAGCCCAGAUAAGACUUCUGGGGAACAAUAGGAGGAAUUGAAGAGGGGAGAUCCACCCUCACUGUACCCCACCCCCAGGGCUUUGGGGUCAGGGACUGGGGACCAGAGGGUGAUAGGGAGGGGUGCUAAGGAUUCUUGUGAAUGGAGGAGGGGAUGGGGCAAAUAAACAGGAUUCUGGAGCUUUGUAUCUCUUUAGGGACCACAGGGGUACAUGAGGUGGGCGGGUGACCCUUUUGUACUUGAUUUAAGCACAAAUGUGUUGUUAAGCGCCUCCUUUAUAAAUAGCGUGGGAAUAUAAUGAGUAGCAUUUCAGUGUUUUUGGUUUCUGAGAAAUAAAAUCAAAAUCCCCUAUCAGUUCAGUAUUCCCCCUGAGCCCCUGAACUGGGAAUUUAGUCCCAGUCACUCCCAGUAGAGGUGUGGAGUGGCGGUUCUCUGUCCAUCCUUAUCCAAUACAUGCAGCUGCUUCCCACCUAGGUAGCUGGUGAAACCGCUGAUGCCAGUGGAGCCCUUUACACUUUCUGGGCACAAGCUGUGCCCCAUGAGGAUCUGGGUCUGGGGGGAGGAGGGGAGGUUGGAACCCCUCUGAACUCUCUCCCGUCCUGGGGAAUGCGGCAGCCCCGGGAAUGAUCAUUAACCCUAUAGGAGUCAGGGUCUGUCUCUGCCCAAGGUGCAGAAUCGGAAAGGAGAGAGGAGGUGGAAGUCAAGCCUUAGAAGUGGUAAGUAGUAGGUGUUGGGGCGCGCCUGUGGGUUGGCCUGUCUCUCUGGCUCCUACGCCCUUCCAAAGUGCCCCCCACCCCCCAGCCCCAGUAGCAGACUCCAAAGAGAGCAAUCUGGCCAAGGAUGUCUGAGGAAACGCCUAACUUAGAGACACCCCCUUCCCCAAGGUACAGCUGUCUCUUGACUGUAGAAGGUCCCCAAGAGAGGGCACCCUCCAGGACGGGAUUGGACUCUGCUUCACGGAGGCGGGACUCAGGGCCAGCCGGUUGGAGGGGUAUUUAAGACUGGGUGGAGUUGGAGGUGGCCGAGGGCAAAAUGAGUGGGCUACGGAGCACCAGGACCUGCCCAGGCCUGGGAGAGGCCUCUGACCUUAAGUACCCCCUGGGCUCCAAGUUCAGGGAACCUCUUACCCAGGCCCGGUUCCAGCAGCUCUUCGGGGACGCAGAGCAGGAUUCGGAGCUGCGCGCAGAGCCUCGCUGGUCCCGGCUGCGCCGGCAGUGGAGGCGGCGGCGGGCCAGCGCCUGUUCCGGACCGGGGGCGUGGCGCCUGCUGCUGGCGCGGCUGCCCCCGCUGCGGUGGCUGCCCCACUACCGCUGGCGGGCUUGGCUGCUCGGGGAUGCGGUGGCCGGAGUGACCGUGGGCAUUGUGCACGUACCCCAGGGCAUGGCUUUUGCCCUCCUGACCUCUGUGCCCCCAGUGUUCGGGCUCUACACUUCUUUCUUCCCCGUCCUCAUCUACACCUUGUUGGGUACUGGGAGACACCUGUCUACAGGAACUUUCGCUGUGCUCAGUCUCAUGACAGGCUCUGCCGUGGAGCGGCUGGUGCCCGAACCUCUCGAGAGGAACCUGAGUGCAAUUGAGAGGGAACAGUUGGAUGCUCAGCGGGUUGGUGCGGCUGCCGCCAUGGCCUUCGGGAGCGGGGCACUAAUGCUGGGGAUGUUCGCGCUGCAGCUCGGCGUCCUGGCCACCUUUUUGUCGGAGCCUGUGGUCAAAGCGCUGACCAGCGGAGCUGCCCUGCACGUGCUCGUGUCCCAGCUGCCUAGCCUAUUGGGGUUGCCGCUCCCGCGUCAGAUCGGCUGCUUCGCUCUCUUCAAGACGCUGGCCGCUGUACUGACGGAGCUGCCCCGGAGCAGCCCCGCCGAACUGACCAUCUCCGCACUCAGUCUGGCGCUGCUCGUGCCAGUCAAGGAAUUGAACGUGAGAUUCCGGGACAGGCUACCCACCCCGAUCCCAGGGGAAAUCGUCAUGGUGCUUCUGGCCUCCGUGCUCUGCUUCACCUCUUCCCUGGACACAAGAUACAAUGUCCAGAUAGUGGGAUUGCUGCCUGGAGGAUUUCCCCAACCUCUCCUCCCCAGCCUGGCUGAGCUGCCCAGGAUUCUGGUUGACUCGCUUCCCAUGGCAAUGGUUACCUUUGCAGUGUCUGCCUCCCUGGCCUCCAUCUAUGCAGACAAGUACAGCUACACGAUUGACUCCAACCAGGAGCUCUUGGCCCAUGGUGUCUCCAACCUCAUCUCCUCCUUCUUCUCUUGCUUUCCCAACUCGGCCACCUUGGCCACGACCAGCCUACUAGUGGAUGCCGGUGGGAACACACAGCUGGCAGGCCUCUUCUCCUGCAUGGUUGUCCUGUCUGUGCUGCUGUGGCUGGGGCCCUUCUUCUAUUAUCUGCCCAAGGCUGUCUUGGCCUGCAUCAACAUCUCCAGCAUGCGCCAGAUGUUCUUCCAGAUGCGGGAACUCCCACAACUAUGGCGCAUCAGCCGCGUGGACUUUCUCCUCCAGGUCCCGGGGCUCCUCGUCCUGAGCUAUCCAACACCGCUCUACUUUGGGACCCGUGGGCAGUUUCGCCGUAUCCUGGAGUGGCAUCUGAGGCUUGGAGAAGGCGGCCAGGAGGCUCCAAAGACAGAUGACCCACCUGAUGCAGUUGCUGAGCCUGUCAGAGUGGUGGUCCUAGACUGCAGUGGUGUUCCCUUUGUAGAUGCUGCAGGGGCUAGAGACGUGGUUCAGGUGAGGAAGAGGCUAGCCAGCCGGUGCCGAGAUGCUGGAAUCCACCUGCUUCUGGCUCAGUGUAACAGCUUCAGUGCUGGGACACUGACCCAGGCAGGACUCCUGGACAGAGUGUCCCCAGAACAACUGUUUGUGAGUGUCCAGGAUGCAGCUGCAUAUGCCCUGGAGACACUGGUGAGGGGCGAUAGCUACAGGAGUGGAAGCCAGGAGAGGUGCUGAGCUAUGCCAAGGGAGAGGUGUCAGUGGCUGAAGAUACAGGCAGUGGGAUUUGGGGAGGGGGCUGAGGAGGAGGAUGAAGGAAGGGGGUGGGCAUGAAAUAAUUAGCUGACAUAGUAAGCCAGGGAGACUGGGCCCAGCCGAGGGUGAGGAACUGAGGAACUAAGGUCCCAAAGCAGGUGGUGUGCCCCUCAGAGGACUGCCAAGUCUUGGGUGAGGAAGGGGGGCACCUAAACUGUUUCUGACAUGUCCCUUCCCUUUUCUAGGAGCUCAGUGGUCCAAAGACUUGCACAGUGUGGGUCUGACCUGGUCGCUUGGAGUGGAAGGGCCCCAACAAUAUGUAUGUGAGGAGGGCCAUGGCCCAUAAGCCCCCUUACUUAGUUUCCUAAUAAAGUGAAGCUGGAAAAAAUGAA
This is a messenger RNA of Sus scrofa (pig), 3363 nucleotides long. NCBI's taxonomy places the organism in Eukaryota, Metazoa, Chordata, Mammalia, Artiodactyla, Suidae. The record is from RefSeq and is a predicted model, not a curated record.